GUCCGAACGUAUGUUAGUUCAGAGCCAAGGCUGUGCUUAGUGCAAAAGAAAUAAAAGCUACCAAGUCGCAGGCCACAAUAUCGAUUUGUCUAUAUAUGUGUGUGUGUGAAAAAUAACAGUACAAGAAUACACCUACACUAACACACACUUACACAAAAAUACACCUACUCAUAGAAAGGCACGUAGCAGUUAGCUUACGACAACAACAACAAUAACGAGGAGUAACGGCAGCAGCAGCAGCAGCAGCACUUAAAGGCAUCCGCAAAAGAAACAACCACAAAACCUCAAGACAGACACAAAAUGGCUGGCGGUGGUGAUCCCAAAUGGCAAAAAGAUGCUGCCGAUCAGAACUUUGAUUACAUGUUCAAACUCCUCAUCAUUGGCAAUUCCAGUGUGGGCAAGACAAGUUUUCUCUUUCGCUAUGCUGAUGAUAGCUUCACAUCGGCCUUUGUGUCCACAGUGGGCAUUGAUUUCAAGGUGAAGACUGUCUUUCGUCAUGAUAAGCGAGUGAAGCUUCAGAUUUGGGAUACAGCUGGACAGGAGCGAUACCGCACCAUAACCACAGCCUACUACCGCGGUGCCAUGGGUUUCAUUUUAAUGUAUGAUGUCACCAACGAGGAUAGCUUCAAUUCAGUACAGGAUUGGGUCACACAAAUAAAAACCUAUUCAUGGGAUAACGCUCAGGUCAUUUUGGUGGGAAACAAAUGCGAUAUGGAAGAUCAACGAGUCAUAAGCUUUGAGCGAGGACGUCAAUUGGCCGAUCAAUUGGGCGUGGAAUUCUUUGAGACAUCGGCCAAGGAGAAUGUGAAUGUUAAGGCUGUUUUUGAGCGUUUGGUGGAUAUUAUAUGCGAUAAGAUGUCCGAAAGUCUUGAUGCUGAUCCAACGUUAGUGGGCGGCGGUCAGAAGGGUCAACGUUUGACCGAUCAGCCGCAGGGUACGCCCAAUGCCAAUUGUAAUUGUUAAAGUGCGGUUAUUGGGACUGGUCGUAACUUAACUUAUCAAAGAUGAUACAACACACAAACACAAAUUUGAACUUAGCUGAAAGUAGUCACCAGAACAACAGCAACCAACAGCAUUAAACAAUUUCUUUUAAAUCAAAUAACACACACAGACACAUGUAUAAUCCAUGCAUAUAUAUGUACUUUUAUUGCGUUCAAUCGCCUCAGUGUAAAUGUCAAAUGAUAAAUCUUGAACUUGUAACUCAAACAGCAAAGAGAAAUUUCUUGUUAAAUAUGGCGGAAACAAAACAAAUGUUAUUAACAAAUUUUCCAUAAAUCAUUCUCGCUAAACUUGGCACUUAUUAAAUGUGCACAAUUUUUGUGCUAACUUUUGUUUUGAAAAUUCUACUUA
Molecule: messenger RNA, 1350 nt
Organism: Drosophila willistoni
Lineage: Eukaryota; Metazoa; Arthropoda; Insecta; Diptera; Drosophilidae
Gene: Rab3
Product: ras-related protein Rab-3
Exons: 5
Coding region: 301-963 (220 amino acids)
Biological process (GO): protein localization to plasma membrane; regulation of exocytosis; protein secretion
Cellular component (GO): synaptic vesicle; endosome; plasma membrane
Molecular function (GO): GTPase activity; GTP binding
Source: RefSeq, a predicted model, not a curated record